Serpula lacrymans var. lacrymans S7.9 is the source of this 1863-nucleotide messenger RNA. RefSeq lists its product as uncharacterized. The record is from RefSeq and is a predicted model, not a curated record. Lineage: Eukaryota; Fungi; Basidiomycota; Agaricomycetes; Boletales; Serpulaceae. The transcript has 6 exons. Gene Ontology annotation, molecular function: mating-type alpha-factor pheromone receptor activity. Gene Ontology annotation, cellular component: membrane. The coding region runs from base 270 to 1583 and encodes 437 amino acids. Gene Ontology annotation, biological process: G protein-coupled receptor signaling pathway.
AAAAGGCAAGGCCGGACGUUUUCCUGAUUUCGUUAUCCAACUGUUAUCGACCGUUUUUCGCUGCAGCCGAGCACAAGGGGACCGCCAUAUUCGGGUACACGGGGGAGUACAUGCGAAACCUUUAUUAGACUGACAGGUGCAAAGUGAUGCCUCGUAGUUUUACCUUCGGGCAUUUCCUUCCCUCCCGCUCAACGAGGUCUUUGCAAACAGCAGCAUUCCAGUUCUGCUAGUCAUUUUUCUUUUCACAACUGCGUUGUAUCUGAAUCAAAAUGGCCGAACCUCCGAACUGGGUUUUCUCUAUGUUUGCAUUUUUUGGCUUCGUCCUGGUCACCAUUCCUCUUCCAUGGCAUCUUGAAUCAUGGAACACUGGUACAUGCUUGUACAUGGUUUGGACUGGGUUGGCCUGCCUGAAUCAGUUUAUCAACUCCGUGGUAUGGAACAACAACGCGAUCAACUGGGCUCCCGUUUGGUGUGAUAUUUCUACAAGGUUCAUCAUUGGAUCUAGCGUUGGGAUUCCUGCAGCAUCUCUCUGCAUCAACCGCCGCCUCUAUCACAUCGCGUCGGUAUCUUCCGUAACGAAGACACGAUCUCAGAAGCGCCGGGAUAUCACGGUCGACCUAUGCAUUGGAUUGGGCAUUCCUUUGGUGGAAAUGAUUCUUCAAUACAUUGUUCAAGGUCACCGCUUCAACAUCUUUGAGGAGAUUGGAUGCUAUCCGUUCACCUAUAACACUCCUCCCGCCUACGCUCUCGUAUUUUGCUGGCCUGUGGUCAUUGGAAUGAUUUCUGCUUGCUACUGUAUGCUUACCAUCCGUGCCUUCGCGCACAGGAGGUCUCAGUUCAAAGAACUCUUGUCGAUGAACAAGAACCUUAGUUCUGGUCGCUACUUCCGUCUUAUGGGUCUCGCAGGAAUCGAGGUUCUUUGCACAGUACCUCUCGGUGCCUACUCUAUCUACCUUAAUGUUUCGGCCGAACAAAUUCAGCCAUGGCUCGGUUGGGCCAACACGCACUACGACUUCUCUCGUAUUGGUCAAUACCCAUCAAUCAUCUGGCACAUGGACUACUUGACCGUAGUCUCUCUUGAGCUCAGUCGCUGGCUCGUCGUUUUGUGCGCAUUCAUCUUCUUCGCCUUCUUCGGAUUUGCCGAGGAGGCAAGAAAGCACUACAAGAUCGCCUACUCUUCGGUAGCCAAGCACGUCGGGCUCUCAACUGGUGCUAUGACUUCUGGAUGGAUGAGCUCUACUGGCUCGAAAGAUAUGACUUACAGUGGUCGCAACGGCACCAUGCCUGUUUUCGUUACUCAACGUACGGAGCAGAAGCGCGACUCACUCACUUCUUUCUCUACCAACCUCUCUAUCCCCGAGUUCGGUAGUGCAUUCGAUGACGUGAAGGACAUGCCAUAUUCUCCCACGGAAUCAUCUACCGGAUCAGGCUCCAGGGUCAGCUUGCAUGAACCCCACGUCGUCGAGAACGGCGUGCCCCUUCCUGAUCCGCCCGCUCUUGCUCGCCCUGAACCUACACUUGAUCUCUCCUCUGUACCACGACACUCGAGUGAUAUACAAAUCUCGCCCGUCGAUAUGGUCUGAUUCUAUUAUUCCUUUUUUUCUUGACCUUCUGCACUCCCAAAAAAAACUUUCAAAGGAACAUUUCAACACAUUCGUCUUCACUACCGCCUGCGUUAUCUCUGACAUUCUACCCUGUGUAUCCCUAGCUGUUAUCGUCUGGAAAUCCCCUACCCGCUCUUUAAUUCCUUCUCUUGCUGGAUACCCUCUCUCACAGCGUACCCCCUUAUCAGUAUUUUUAUGUAUAUGUACUUGGGUUUAGAGGCCGGAUACGCGUGCUACCUAAUAGACUCAACUUCUUGUU